Molecule: messenger RNA, 965 nt
Organism: Tigriopus californicus
Lineage: Eukaryota; Metazoa; Arthropoda; Copepoda; Harpacticoida; Harpacticidae
Exons: 4
Coding region: 75-965 (296 amino acids)
Source: RefSeq, a predicted model, not a curated record
UGAUUGGACACUUCAUUGAAAACACUUGCCAAAAAUGAAUAAAAAUAACGGAGACGGGCAGAUCCCAAUCAGUCAUGCUAAAAAUGGUUGCCUGUGCUCACCUCAUUUUGAUAGUAAUGCUUUUGGAAUGUCAAACGCCAAAUGGUCAGUCGAUUUCCCAAGAGCAACAAAUUGAAACUUAUCGCAAUGAAACGGCUCCAGGGUUAGUAGUGCAUAUAAUUUCUACAACAGCAACGACUUGCUACUGCCGAAUCCCUGUGUCGAACUCAACAUCUUUGUCUUCCUCAAUAACCAUAUCGGAUUCGACAUUACCAAUGACUUUGACAUCUGAUGAUUCAAGUUCGACAACCACAUCUACAUCCUCAACCACUGUCUCUGCAAAUUCCAAAAAGCCAACAUCUACUUCAUCACCAACUUCAUCAAUAUCAGGUUCAACAACUCCAGGAUCAUCUAUGACCUCAGGAUCCACAUUGCCAACUUCAAGCACCUCUUUGAUCAACACAUCACCAGGUUCAACUUCUGCUGAAGCUUCAACAAUUUCCAGUUCCUCUUCUUCUGCAAGUUCCACUUCCCCUGGUUCUUCUUUGUCAUCAAGCUCCGUAACGACUGGCUCCUCUGUCUCUACAACAUCUGCAACAGAUACCUCAACAUCAAUUGCAUCAACAAUAACUUCAGCUUCUGUUUCAUCUUCAAGUUCAACAACGGCAGGUUCUUCGUUGGCCUCGAGCUCCAUAUCGCCAACUUCAAGCACCUCUUUGAUCAACACAUCACCAGGUUCAACUUCUGCUGAAGUUUCAACAAUCUCCCAACGCCUGCUCCUCUGUCUCUACAAACACCUGCACAACAGAUACCUCAACAUCAAUGUCAUCAACAAUAACUUCAGGUUCUGUUUCAUCUUCAAGUUCAAACACGGCAGGUUCCUCGUUGGCUCGAGCUCCAUACCACCAACUUCAAGCACCUCUUGA